CCUUACGCCGCAGCCAUGUUCUUUUCGCUUCUGACGUUUGAUCGUUUCGCGUGUUUCUUAUAGAAAAACAAAAUGCAGAACGACGCUGGUGAAUUCGUUGACUUAUACUGCCCGAGGAAAUGCUCCGCGAGCAACCGUCUUAUCCACGCUAAGGAUCAUGCUUCCGUACAGCUUGUAAUUGCCGAUGUGGACCCAGCCACUGGCCGCGCCGCUGACACCAACAAGAUGUACGUCAUCUGCGGUGCCAUCAGACGGAUGGGCGAGUCUGAUGACUGCAUUGUCAGACUUACCAAGAAAGAUGGGAUCUUAACAAAGAACUACUGAGUAGUCGUGUAAGAAGCAUAUUUUAUAAGAAAAAAAAAUUAAUAAAAAUUCUUAAAAAAUCAA
Nymphalis io (European peacock) is the source of this 387-nucleotide messenger RNA. It is a transcript of the gene RpS21, whose product is annotated as 40S ribosomal protein S21. Lineage: Eukaryota; Metazoa; Arthropoda; Insecta; Lepidoptera; Nymphalidae. The record is from RefSeq and is a predicted model, not a curated record. Gene Ontology annotation, molecular function: structural constituent of ribosome. Gene Ontology annotation, cellular component: cytosolic small ribosomal subunit; ribosome. The transcript has 4 exons. The coding region runs from base 73 to 324 and encodes 83 amino acids. Gene Ontology annotation, biological process: translation; endonucleolytic cleavage to generate mature 3'-end of SSU-rRNA from (SSU-rRNA, 5.8S rRNA, LSU-rRNA); endonucleolytic cleavage in ITS1 to separate SSU-rRNA from 5.8S rRNA and LSU-rRNA from tricistronic rRNA transcript (SSU-rRNA, 5.8S rRNA, LSU-rRNA).